Physella acuta is the source of this 1169-nucleotide messenger RNA. RefSeq names its product ubiquinone biosynthesis O-methyltransferase, mitochondrial-like. Lineage: Eukaryota; Metazoa; Mollusca; Gastropoda; Physidae. Gene Ontology annotation, cellular component: mitochondrion. Gene Ontology annotation, biological process: ubiquinone biosynthetic process. Gene Ontology annotation, molecular function: 3-demethylubiquinol 3-O-methyltransferase activity; polyprenyldihydroxybenzoate methyltransferase activity. The record is from RefSeq and is a predicted model, not a curated record.
AUGAGCUUUCAGCGAAUUUGCCAGCAACGUUUGUUUCUUCCGGUAAGGUGCUUGAUAAAUGCAAGUCAACAGCAAGCAGGGUGCAAGUCGACUGAAACUGAAAGAUGGAUUCAUAACCAGAAUGACCCCCAAACAUUCUCUGUGUUUUGGAACCUUUUUGGAAACUACCACAGCUUUAGACGAUUUCACAUACUCAAACCUAGAACAGAGAAUACUCAACAUACUAAAAGAAAAUGUCCCUAUUGCUUUAAAUUACAGAGGUUUACUGGUAGCACAUCAACUUCAUCAAGAGGAGACAAUAUUACAGAAGAGAAAUCAUCUCAACGCCCUAAAUCUAAUUCAACAAUUGACGCAGAUGAAGUGAGUAAAUUCUCAGCUCUGUCAGCAUUGUGGUGGGAUGAAGGUGGAGAAUUCGAAGCUCUGCACUCACUAAAUGAUUUGAGAAUCCCCCUAAUCAGAGAUGCACUUGUCUCAAAGAAAAAACUAGAUCAGUAUGAUGUAUCUAAGCCGCUGGAGGGCUUUCAGAUCCUUGAUGUAGGCAGUGGAGGUGGAUUGUUGUCUGAGCCUUUAGCCAGAUUAGGAGCAACAGUAACAGGACUAGAAGCUUCAGAUGAAAACAUUAAAAUAGCCCAAGCCCAUUUGAUACAUGAUCCCCAAAUUAAAGACAAAAUUAGCUAUUACCAGUCAACAGUUGAAGAUUUUGUUCUGGCCCAUGAAGCCAAAUUUGAUGCAGUUGUAGCUUCAGAAGUAUUAGAGCAUGUUGCAGAUGCACCAACAUUUGUUUCUGCUGCUUGCAAGCUUGUGAAGCCUGGUGGGUCCAUAUUUUUUACAACACUAAACAAAACUCAGCUGGCUUAUGCUUUCGGGAUAGUAGUAGCAGAAAAUAUUCUUCGGCUAGUACCACCAGGAACUCAUGACUGGGAAAAAUUUGUUCCACCUUCUGACCUACAAAAUAUGCUGGAGAAAAAUAAUUUCUCUGUGAGACUGGUUCAUGGGAUGUGGUAUAACCCAUUAGGCAAGCGUUGGUCUUGGGGAAAGGACACCAGCAUUAAUUAUGCCAUUCAUGCAGUGAGAUUAUCCAGUGGGGAUGAAGGUGACACAAAAUAGAAUGUUCGUCUUGAGAUGAUUUAACUCAUUACUCUCACAUAAAUAAAGAUGACAUCUAGAAG